AUGGUCGCGUGUCCGAUAUGCGAGAAGCCGGUGAAAGAAUCGGAUAUCAAUCGUCACAUCGAUUCGGAAUGCCGCGAUUACAUUGACCAACCCGCCGCUCUCCCGUCCUCGACACAAUCCAAACUCGCGACUUCCAAGCCCACCGCCGCCUUUUUCACUCCUGCGCCGAAACGGAACGUUGGUUUCCGAGACGAUGGCGCGAAUAUUGCUUCUUCGCCAUCCGUGAACGGUUCCACCAACACGCAGACCGCUGCGACCCAACAACCAUCGUCGCCCGCCAACGGAGUGAAAAGAUCGGCAGAGCAACUACAAGAAGAGGGAGGUGGUGGAGCAACAAGCGAAGAUGAGCGGCCCAAACAACCCGUCGCGAAGAAGGCGAAGAAUAGCCACGCCCCUCUGGCGGAGCGCAUGCGCCCACGGACCCUCGACGAAGUCGCCGGACAGGACCUCGUCGGUGCGGACGGUGUGUUGCGCAACCUGAUCCUCACCGAUCGCGUACCUUCGAUGAUCCUGUGGGGUGGUCCAGGCACGGGCAAGACGACAAUUGCACGCUUGAUCGCACAGACGGCGGGCACGCGCUUCGUCGAAAUCAACAGUACGUCGAGCGGGGUGGCGGAGUGCAAGAAGCUGUUUGCGGAGGCGAGGAAUGAGCUGGGACUCACCGGGAGGAAGACGAUCAUCUUCUGCGAUGAGAUUCAUCGCUUUAGCAAGAGUCAGCAGGAUGUAUUCCUCGGACCGGUGGAGGCGGGCCAGGUGACGCUGAUCGGGGCGACAACGGAGAAUCCAUCGUUCAAGGUGGUGAAUGCUCUGUUGAGUCGGUGUCGGACUUUCACGCUCGCGAAACUGAACGACGAGGAUGUGUUUGGGAUUCUGAGGCGAGCUUUAUUGAGAGAACAACCUAAUCACCACCUCCUCGUUGAAGACGACUAUGCACUUCUCCGAUACCUCGCCGCAUUCGCAGACGGCGAUGCGCGCACCGGGCUCAACCUGCUGGAACUCGCCCUCGACUUGUGCGCAAAGUCGUCCACCACCACCUCGGAAGACAUCAAGAAGAGCCUGACGCAGACCCUGGUCUACGACCGAGCGGGCGACCAGCAUUACGACACCAUCUCCGCCUUCCACAAAUCCGUGCGCGGCUCCAAUCCAGAUGCCGCCCUGUACUAUCUAGCGCGAAUGUUGCAAAGUGGCGAGGAUCCGCUCUACGUCGCGCGCCGCAUGGUCGUGAUCGCCAGUGAGGACGUUGGGCUGGCGGACAAUAGCAUGCUGCCGCUCGCAACGGCCACAUACAGCGCUGCCGAGAAGAUUGGAAUGCCGGAAUGCCGGAUCAAUCUUGCACAUUGCACCGUUGCGUUGUGUCUCGCGCCGAAGUCGACUCGCGCGUACCGUGGGCUAAACGCCGCAUACGCUGCGCUGCGCGAACCGGGAAUCGCUGGCCUGCCCGUUCCGUACCAUCUGCGCAAUGCGCCUACGAAGCUGAUGACCGAGAUCGGGUAUGGGAAGGACUACAAGUACAAUCCGGACUACCUGAACGGAAGAGUCGUGCAAGAGUACCUCCCCGAGAAGCUUGAGGGGCGGAAGUUCCUUGGUUUGAAGGACUUGGGCGACAAGGUAGAUCCUGAAAUCGCGGAGUUGGACGAGGAGCUGCGGCUCGCUGAACAAUGUGAUCCUGCGGCGGAAGACGUGCUGUUGAAUCCCGAUGGGGAUUGA
Messenger RNA from Neohortaea acidophila, 1707 nucleotides. RefSeq names its product DNA polymerase III, clamp loader complex, gamma/delta/delta subunit. Gene Ontology annotation, cellular component: nucleus. Bases 1 to 1707 code for a protein of 568 amino acids. Lineage: Eukaryota; Fungi; Ascomycota; Dothideomycetes; Mycosphaerellales; Teratosphaeriaceae. Gene Ontology annotation, biological process: DNA repair; DNA-templated DNA replication; regulation of DNA repair. The transcript has 2 exons. Gene Ontology annotation, molecular function: ATP hydrolysis activity; single-stranded DNA helicase activity; ATP binding. The record is from RefSeq and is a predicted model, not a curated record.